UUGUGCAACGGCCGUUAAAGUGGUGUCAAGUUGCAUUAAUUCUACAGUGUAGAUCAGUGGUUCUCAACCUGUGGGCCGUCUUUUUUUUUUACAACAGGUACAAACCUUGGAGAGUCUGGUAGACUCCAGAUACAACCGGUCCCUUCGUGAGAUGAGUCCUGAAGACCCCAAAGAUUUUUUCCUCCAGUUAGUCAAUGGAGACUUCCUCAUCCGCGUCAUGGAGGUCAUAGAUCUCAUUCCUGGAGGAGCACGGACUUCGUGGAGCGACGAAAGCGAAGAAGUGCAUCGGUUGCAAACUCUCCAGACGGUCCUGCAACGCCUGCAAAGCUUCUACUUGAAUGAUCUGCAACAACUUAUUAUUUUCUUGCCACCCAACGUUCAUCUCCUGGCUCAAGAACCCCUCACAGCCCAGGCUGUUGGUGAGAUGAAGAAGCUCUUGCUGCUCUUGCUGGGGAGCGCCGUUCAGUGUGAGCGACGGGAAGAAAUCAUUGGACGCAUCCAGACACUGGACAUUGGCACCCAGGCUGCCUUGGCAUCUGCCAUCCAGGAGGUGACCCAGAAACCCAAGAACGUGCUGAAGUUGCACUGGAAGCAACUGGGGCAAGAAGAGAGGGAAGAGCUCCUGCAGGACGUGGUGUCCCAAAUCCCAAACGUGGUGCAACAACGAGAUGCAGCUUUGGAGAAACUAUGGGAUCUGCAGCAGGAAAAGGAAACCCCAGUUUCUCCGACAAAUAACAACUGCCAGCAUUUUGGGGUGCAGUUGGCCGAAACUCGGGCCCAAGUCCGGCGUCUGCAGCAUCAGCUAGAAGAGAAGAUGGAAGAGCAGCUCGAUCUGCAGGAUGAACUGAAGGAUUUGGAGGGACGGCUUCAACAGAUGCGCGAAGAGAAUCGAAGGCUGACCAGCGAGGCCCGCCUGACCGUUUUGUACCGGGAUGAACUGGAUGCCGUGCGGGAGAAAGUAGUGCGGACAGAACGGCUUCAGGCGGAGCUGGCAGCCCUGAGAGGGAGGAUGCCUGUACUGGAGCAAUACCAAGCCCAGCUGAAGGAAGAACGGGAAUUUUCCCAGGCGCUGCUGGACACCAAGGCCAUGCUGGAGGAGCAACUGGAGGCAGCUUGUGCCCGAGGCCGGCAGCUGAAACAUCUGGAAGCGGAGAAGAAACACCUGCAAAGCAGCCUGAAUCAGAUGCAAGAGGAACGAGACCAGUUCUCCCUCCAGAGAGAAGCGCUUUUGAGGGAAAACCUGGCUCUUGAGAGGCAGCUGGAGCAAAGUUCGAAAGAGCCCCUCGAUGCCCUCCGCUCCGAAGAAGUCGACCACGACUGCCUUCCAAAGGAACCAUCCGACGUUUCCAUUGUGUUGGGCUACGAAAUGAAGGAGUCGGGUCGGUUGCUGGCCCUGGAGCGAGAGAACCAGAAAUUGCGCCGGAGGCUGCAGGAGAUGUCGGAGAGAACGGCGGGAUCAGAGAGCCUGGACCCGGAGUCAGAGAACAUUAUCCUUCAUGAAGAGCUACGAUCGCCAGCGAACCCGUUGGAACCAAAGACGGGGGAGCAACCUUUAUUAGAGUCCCAAGAGGAGCAGAAACAGGAGGCUCUGGUCCCAGACAGGGAAGCAGAGACUGAGGAGCGGGUGGCCGGGAUGGCGGCAUCUCUGUCGGAAGCUCAAACCCAGUUCAGAGAGGCCGAGGAGUGUCGGGAGAAAGCAUGGCAUCGUGUGGCUUCCCUUGAAAACAGGCUGAGGAGCCUUCAGGAAGCUCACCGUGACGCUCUUGAGCAGCACAAACAAGAGCGCACGGAGUGGCACUCGGAGAUGGAGCGCCUCGUGGACGAGGUCCAGGCCUUGGAACGAGAGCAGGAAGCCCUCCGGGCCGGCUCCCAAGCCUUGCAAGCGGUGGCCGCUCGGACCGAACUGGAAUCGGCGGAGACCAAGCAACGGCUUCAAGGCGAGCAGCUGAAAGGCGCUCAACUGGCCCAGAAGGUCCAGCAAGCAGGAGAAGACCUUCGCGAAGCUCAGCAAGAGCUGGAGACGGUGCAGCGCGUCCUGGAGCAGCACAGAGUCACUCUGGCCCAGCUAGAGGCUGAGAAGGCUCUUCUGGAGGACCUUCUGGGUCAAGCCGAGGCCCAACGGCGGCAACUGGAGAAGGACAACCGGCGCUUGAAGGCCCAGGUUGAAGCCCAGGAGAAGGCUCUAGAACAUCAAAAACUCCGUCUCGUCCGACUCGAGGCACAAUCCCGGCAGCAAGCAAUGGAGCUGAGAGGCCUACGAGAGACUGCUCGAGGUCACAGGGAACUAGAGGUAGAGGAUACUGGCUUGCGAGAGCAGUUGGAGGCCAAGCACGGAGCCUUUGCCAUCAUGGAGGAGAAUACCGUUCUCCAGGUGGAGAAAUCCACGCUGGUGGGGCGCUUAAGCCAACUGGAGUCACAGAUAAGCAACCUGCAAGGAUCGCUCUUAGGUCUGCAAGGCCAGAACUCCGAAGUUAAAGAAGAAAGUGGGAAGUGGCAGUCGGAGAACCAUGCGCUGAAGGUGAGCAUUGGCCUCGUAGCCCCUGCCCAUGUUUUUGAAAAACAUGGGCAGGGGCCAUACACACAUACCGCUCCCCCCAAACCCCGCCAGGUAGAGGCGGCCUCCCUGCAUUUCCAGAAAGCCUCCCUGGAAUCUCAGCUCUCGGACCUGCAGCAGAGGCAGUCCGCCCUGGAGGCCGAAGCCCAGAGGGCCCAGCGUGAGCGAGAGGAGUGGCGGGGACGCUACGAGGCUCUCCUGCGCAACCACGACCGCCUGACCGUGCUACACGAGCGGCAGGGAGCCGACUUGGAGGAGCUGCUGGGGAAACACGGGAAACUGAAGGGGAGCCUGCGCCGCCUGGAACAGGAAUCCCGGGAACUGCAAGACAGGCAUAACCAGCUAUUAGGGCAGAAGGUGAAUCUCGAACAUCGAGAAGAGGUGUUGUUGGGACAAAAGGUGCAACUGGAGGAGGCGGCGCGACACCAGCGAGAACUGGAGGAGCAGCACAACCACCUGAAAGAGGAGCAUGAGCGGGCGAAACAGGCGCUGGCACAGAAGGAACAGGGAUGGGAUGAGCUCCAGGAGGAGCUUCGAGGGAUGCGGAACAGAGUGGCCGGCCUGCAGCUGGAUCAGGCCAGGCUCGAGGCCGAAAGUGCCACCCUGAAGGAGCAGAACCAGCAGCUGGACGUGGCCCUGGGGCGCCUGAGUACCCAAUGCGAGCUCCUGGCCCAAUUGAAAGGGAACCAAGAGGAGGAGAACCGGCACCUUCUCCAGGAGAUCCAAGCCCUGAGCAGGGAGAACCGGCGCCUGCUGGAGCGCAGCAUGGAGAGCAAGGAGCACUUCCAGGAGGAGCAGCGCCAGUACCUGGACAAACUGGGCGAAUUGCGUCGGGAAAAACAGAAACUGGUGGAGAAGAUCAUGGACCAGUACCGGGUGCUGGAGCCGGCACUUCCUCGCGGCAAGAAAAGUAAUUGGAUCGCAGAGAAAAUAAGGAAGCUGAUGAAGCCUCGCCGGGAAGCUCCCCGCGAUCAAUUGCGCCCCAUGGCGGAGGGAGCCGGCAGUAAUGAAAGCCUGGCAGGACAAGAAGGGCCAGAGGCCGACAGAAGAGUUUCCAGUACUCCCAGUUCACCAGCCUCUUUGCACAAAGCCAGCAGCACCCUCAGCCUUGUGGACGCCCAACAAGUGCACUUCCGCCGCCGGCGCCUGAGCUCCCGGCUGCCAGUUGUGGGUUCUGCCGCGGACGGAGAAAGCACGGACUCGCCCCGCCAGCGCUUUCGCCAGCACCGUCUCGGCAUGUUGGGGGGUUCCCGUGAAGAGGGUGUCCUGGCUGCGACCGAGUGGGAAGCCCCGAGCGAGGCAUUGACAUCCAGUACAGACGAGAGGUGAGAACUACGUGGGAUCGAAGGUCCAAUAUUCCCCCUACCCGAACUUCUCACAGAGAAGCCUCGAGUUGGAAGAGACCCCCAAGGACCAUCCAGUCCAACCCCCUUCUGCCAUGCAGGAACAUACCAUCAAAGCCCUCCCGAGAGAUGGCCAUCCAGCCUCUGCUUCAAAACCUCCAGAGAAGGAGGCUCCACCAAGUUCCAAUAGCCAUUUACAGCAGGGGUCCUCAAACUUUUUAAUCCGAGGGCCGGUCCACAAUCCUUCAGACUGUUGAGGGGCCGGAUUAUCAUUUGAAAAAAAAAAAAACAAAUUCCGAUGCACACUGCACACGUCUUAUUUGUAGUGUAAAAAAAACAACAACAAGAACAAUGAAAGAACAAUACAAUAUUUAAAAAUAAAAACAAUUUUAACCCAA
Messenger RNA from Anolis carolinensis (green anole), 4295 nucleotides. It is a transcript of the gene ccdc88b, whose product is annotated as coiled-coil domain containing 88B. Gene Ontology annotation, cellular component: cytoplasm; centrosome. Lineage: Eukaryota; Metazoa; Chordata; Lepidosauria; Squamata; Anolidae. Gene Ontology annotation, biological process: cytoskeleton-dependent intracellular transport; cytoplasmic microtubule organization. The record is from RefSeq and is a predicted model, not a curated record. The transcript has 21 exons. The coding region runs from base 152 to 3883 and encodes 1243 amino acids. Gene Ontology annotation, molecular function: dynein light intermediate chain binding; microtubule binding.